Messenger RNA from Drosophila sechellia, 2311 nucleotides. RefSeq names its product testis-specifically expressed bromodomain containing protein-2 (gene tbrd-2). The transcript has 2 exons. NCBI's taxonomy places the organism in Eukaryota, Metazoa, Arthropoda, Insecta, Diptera, Drosophilidae. Gene Ontology annotation, biological process: regulation of DNA-templated transcription; chromatin remodeling. Bases 188 to 2191 code for a protein of 667 amino acids. The record is from RefSeq and is a predicted model, not a curated record. Gene Ontology annotation, cellular component: chromatin; nucleus.
UUCACAAAAAUUUGUUCAUGUAAGUGGACGGACGAACAGCAAAAGUGUUUCCCGAUUUGUAGUCAAAUUCGAGUUUAUAUUUUUGUAAAAUUGAAAGAGACAAGUUUUAAAAAAUCGAAACAUUUGAACAACCAGUGAAUAAAUAACCCCAAACGUAUACUAAAUUACAUAAAAAAAAAUCCGUAGAAUGGCAAACUCCAAACCGCUUUCCGUAAAACUAAAACUUCCAAAUCGUGUCCAACCCGAGUAUAUACCGCAUUUCGGAAAGGCGGGUUGUUAUACCAAUAAGUUGCAUUACUUCAAGAAGCAUUUUCUCGACGAGGCUCGCAAGAAGAAGUAUGCGUUGGACUUCUUGGAGCCCGUGGACACUGAUGCUUUGAAGGUGCCCACAUACUACACGGUUAUCAAUCACCCCAUGGAUAUCGGUACCAUACUGAAAAGAGUGCAGAACAACUACUAUAAAUCUGUCAAUGAUGCGAUUGCCGAUUUCAAGCUAAUUAUUAGCAAUUGCUUUCUAUUCAAUCGACCGGGCGAUGUCGUUCACCGCAAGGGCCAGAUGCUGGAGAAGUUCUUUCAAAAGAAACUCCGAGGUUUGCCGUCUGGUCCAGAGGUGCCCUGCAACAGGGAUCCCAGUGCGGUGGGCAGGCCUAGAACCAAUGCUCCUAGUGCCGCGCAGACGGAACUCAAGUGCCGGGAGAUAUUGAAGAAGUUGCAGAGCUAUACCAAUCAGACGGAUGCCAUGACGCGCAAUUUCUUCAAUAACAAGUGGGAUUCGUUGCAAAAGAGAGUGGAUCGGCAGUACUUCAACUCCGUCCAUGAUUUUUGCUUUCAUGUGGACACCUGCUUUAGAAAGUACCUCGAACCGGCUAAAAUCCUCUACGAAGGAGUCUUUAAUAAGCCGGCGGUGUGGUGUACUUCCAUGAAUGGAAUGCUCGGCUCUUCGCUGGAUUCUGCUUUGAAUGCUGCAGAUCUAAAUGAACUACUGGCUGCCGCCAAGUUAGCCGAAAAUCGCUUGAUGCAGUGCGUCCAAGAGCAUGGUUCCGGGGAACCUCUGAGGGCCAAGAAUUUGGUGGAGACUUUCUGUGACACCUUAAAAAAGAUGAUAAACAAAAUGGAGGCAGGUCAACGUAAUUCUUCAAAGCCAUCAUAUAGCAAACGACAGAAAUUGAUCCCCAAACCGGAAACGGAUUUGGUCCAAGGCGAAUUUAAGCCAGCUAUAGAGUUGUUGAACGGGAAUGAAAUAGACAACCUCAUGGCAGUUAGCAUUGAAUCCUCAGAUGAUGAAGCCAUCGAUACCUCAACGCCUGUCACUGACGCGGAGCGCUGUGCCACACAGAAAUUAUUUGCCAAACUUCCGACAAACGCCAUGAAGGAGAUAAUUCACAUGGUCCAACAAAUCGAAGGAUUUUCCUCGGAGAACUGCGGAGAUCUGAGCUUCGAUGUCAAGGCUUUCGCCACAGAAACUAUGGUCCUGAUGAAAAGUGCCGUCACCAAGGCGUCGAGGGCCCAUAGCAAGCUCAAGCUCAAGGACAUGCAGCCUUCAGAAAAGGAAGGACUACAGCGCGCUCUACAGUCCCAGCUGGUGAACAUUACACGGAUGCUCAACAAAAACCGACGCCGAUGUGGUCCCUUGAUCAAUUGCAGGAAUAAAACCAUCAAUUCCAACAACGUGGUGCGCAAGAGAGCAAUUGCUCCGCUAUCUGCCAAAUUGAAGCCGCCACAGGCCAAUGUAAUGGCUCCACAAUUGGGAGCGGGUGUUGUUGAGAGUCACAAUCUGAGCGAUACCAGCGAUGAGGAUGUCCCACCUCCGAUGAAACCGCAGCCUGCUGGUGGCACUCCAAUGGGGACUAUUCCAAGGAAUAAUAAUCCUCCGCAGCAACCCGUUAUAUCCCCCAAUUUGCCCUUCGUCGUCGAACUCAGCAGCAGCAGCAGCAGCGAGUCGGAAAUGGAAACCAAGUCCGGCAGAGCUUCUAGGUCCAGGUCCAGGUCCAGGUCCAGCUCUAGCUCCAGCUCUCGCUCUAGAUCUAGUUCUAGAUCUAGCUCUAGCUCCGGCUCCAGCUCCAGCGCUGGCUCCGGCUCAAGGCCGGGCUCCCGAUCCAGUUCACCUUCGAGCAACGGCUCCGAUUCCGACGAUUCCUCCGACGUUGAAGAGGUACCCCUUGUACCCGGAGGACAGAUGAGAACAGCCUAAUCCUCAUAAGACUUCUACGUUUGCAUUUUAUAAUUACCAUAAUAACCAUAUUUGUAAAAAAGGGGGUUUGGGUACAAAUAUACCAAAAAUAAGAUAAUAAAACUGUACACACCCAUAUUA